This is a messenger RNA of Closterium sp. NIES-67, 6096 nucleotides long. Lineage: Eukaryota; Viridiplantae; Streptophyta; Zygnematophyceae; Desmidiales; Closteriaceae. The record is from the annotation of a GenBank genome assembly.
AUGUCCGACGCUACAGCUGUUGAGUGCGACUUCCUUAGGCUGCUACAGCAAGCAUCCCCAGCCAUCAUGGGUCUCCCCCGAGCGUCGCUUGCUACUAGGACACCUAUUCUCGGACUUGUGUCCCUGACAUUUCUCUCUGCUACAGUAUUCUGUGAUUUGAGUCGUCACUCAGGCAGUCUCUUCAUCCCAUGGCUGGAGUUUGAGAACUCUUAUCACCUUGAGAAUUCUGGUCACCAGAGCCUGUUCGAUGAUCCCCCAUGGUCGGCGGGAUAGGCUCCUCUGCCCGGCGGCGUACGGUGGCUACUCGCUACCCCUGGACGACCCCGCAGUGCUUCAUAUGCUUGCUGGCCGUGGCGGCGGCGCUUAGUAACGUGCUGCUCUUCCAUCUCUACGUAUCGAGGCUGCUUCUAGGGGGUUCCGUGCCCUUCUACUCGAGCGCAGGGUGGAAGCUCGGGUACAAGGGGCACGAGUGGGACGAGGAGCCCUUGAGGGUGUUUGUGGUGCCGCACUCGCACAACGACCCCGGGUGGCUGCUCACAGUGGAGCAGUACUACAACAAGUCGUCCCAACACAUCCUGCACACCAUCCUGCGCUCCUUGUCUCAGUCCCCCUCGCGCCGGUUCAUCUGGGAGGAGAUGUCGUAUUUGAGCCGGUGGUGGAUGGACGCCACCGAGGAGGAGAGGGAGGGGAUGAGGGCGCUGGUGCGUUCAGGCCAGCUGGAGAUCGUGGGGGGCGGGUGGGUUAUGAACGACGAGGCCAACACCCACUACUAUGCGAUCAUAGAACAGCUCACUGAGGGCAACACAUGGCUGUAUGACAACUUAGGAGUGGCACCCACCAACAGUUGGGCAAUCGAUCCCUUCGGUCAUUCUGCUACCAUGCCGUAUCUGCUGCGGAGAUCCGGAUUCUCCAACAUGUUAAUUCAGCGCACCCACUACGAGGUCAAGAAGGCCCUGGCAAAGCAGAAGCAGCUGGAGUUCUUCUGGAGGCAGGCUUGGGACAGAUCAGGGGGUAGGACUUUUGAGGCUCGGGACAGGUCCGGGGAGAGGACUUUUGAGGCGACUCAAGAAUGGAGACAGGCUAGGCGCGCUAGGGAAAAGUGGGGGGGCAGGAUGAGGAGUGGUUUGUUCUCGCAAGGACAGGGAGCGGAGGUUUACGGAGGAGAGAAGCAGCAAGAGGAGGCAGGAGGGGAAGGGAGCACGGACAUUGUGUGCCACAUGAUGCCCUUCUAUUCGUACGACAUCCCACACACGUGCGGACCCACUCCGGGUGUGUGCUGCCAGUUUGACUUUUUGCGCAAGAGAGGGACAAAUAAUUGGUGCCCAUGGGGGCAGGACGCAGUACCCAUCACAAGGGACAACAUUGCACAGCGAGCACAACUGCUGGUGGAUCAGUGGCGCAAGAAGUCUCUGCUAUUCAGAACCAACGUGCUCCUGGUUCCUCUGGGGGACGACUUCCGCUACUCGUCCAUGCUCGAGGCCCACGCCCAGUUCCACAACUACGAGCUGCUCUUCCGCUUCAUCAAUUCAAGAAAGUCUCUUAAAGUCAACGCCAGCUUCGGCACCCUCGAGGACUAUUUCACUGCCAUGCGCACCGCCUCCUCCAGACAGAGGGCAACGCGGAGAGCAAAGCAGCUCGGGCUUCUUCCAAAAAAACUUUAUCCCCUCAGGCUCUUUUCAAACAGUCUUGAUUCAAAUAGGCCCAUUCCAGAUAGCCUUCUUUCAAAUGCGCGCCCGCUGCUCCCGUCGUUAUCGGGGGACUUCUUCACGUACGCGGAUCGGGACCAGGACUACUGGAGCGGGUACUUCACCUCGCGGCCGUUCUGGAAGGCUGUGGAUCGCGCGCUCGAGGCCAACCUCAGGGCGGCUGACAUCCUCUACGCGCUCUGCUGGUCCGACUGGGAAAGCUCUCAGCCAAGGGAGGAUUCAGCGACCUUCCAAGGGACGAUGGUUGGGGGCAGCAGCAUCGAGCUCGGCCGACUGCCCUUCCCCCUCAACUUUGCGGCGCGGUUGGUGCUAGCGCGGCGCAACCUGGCGCUGUUUCAGCACCAUGACGGCAUCACAGGGACGGCGAAGGAGCAUGUGGUGAAGGACUAUAGCGUGAGGAUGCACGAGGCACUGACAGACCUCAAUGACUUCAUGUGUGCUGCGGUCGCUGCCCUUCUGCUCGGUGCCUCCAACCCUUCUGCACCAACCUCCACCGCUCUCAACUCCACCGUCCUUCCCCAGCAGCGCUCCCCUUUCCGAGCUGAGCGGCGAAGAAGGGCGCAUGACGGCCCAUGGGAACGGCUUGUCGUGGGGAGUGGGGUGGGGGGGAGAGUUGGGGGAAGAGAGGGGCAGCGGGACACCAGGAGAGUGGUGGUGUACAAUCCGUUGGAGGAAGAGAGAAGGGAGAUCAUAUCAGUCCUCGUCAAAUCCCCGUCCAUAGCAAUCGUCGGGCAGGGAGGGAAAUGUUUCCCCGGGCAGCUGCUGCCCGAAUGGUCAAAGGCCAACAUGACUGUCACCCCUUCUUCCGGCCGGCACCGUCUUUUCUGGGAAGCUUCCGUCCCACCCUUGGGCCUUUCCACCUAUUUUAUAGUCUCCCGCGCUGCUGUGCUGGCCUGCCCUGCUCCUGCCCUGUCGUCCAUAUCUGUUUUCAACCCCUCUCCGGGGUUUGUGUGCCCGGUUCCGUAUGCGUGUGAGAUGGUGGGGGGAGGGGGGGAGGGGAGUGGUGGAGGAGAGGAGAAUGAGGCUGGUCCCGCUGCUGCUGCUGGUGCUGUUGAUGGUGCUAGUGAUGCCGCUGGUGGUGCUGCUGGUGCUGGUGGUGCUGGUAGUGCUGCUGGUGCUGGUGGUGCUGCGGAUGUUAGCAAGGAUAAGUUCUCUAUAUCCAACGGCAAUUGCGAAGUGGAGCUUGGGCGAAUGGAUGGGCUCAUCAAAGGCAUCACGCUCCCUGCAAUGCCGGCCCCACUGCCUGUGAGAGAGCAGUUUGCUCUCUAUGCCAGCUCAGGGGGGGCCUACCUCUUCCGGCCACAUGGCGCAGCCGUUCCUAUAGUGAAGGAACAGCAGAGAGGGGGGAGAGUGAAGAAAGGGAGUAAUGGGGAGAAGGAGGGGAGUGGUUACAGGAGAGAUACGGGGGAGAAGGGGGGAGAUACGGGAGAGAAGGGGGGAGAUACGGGGGAGAAGGGGGGAGAUACGGGGGAGAAUGGGGGAAGUGGGUCUGGGAAAGAUAAGGUGGAGAAUGUGGGGAGUGGGCAUGGGAGGGUUAAGGGGGAGGAUGGAGGGUCUACUUCGUUAGUGUGCAGAGGACCGCUCCUGGAGGAGGUGCAUACACGGUUCAGAUUCACCCAUCCGACGAAUUGGACGGCUGAGAUGCAAGCUGGUGAGGAGGGGAGUGAGAUUAGUGGUGGUUGGCUGGUGGACUGGGAAUCUGCUUCUGCUGCAGCACGGAAGCUGCUGGUUACUGAUAGUGAGGCACACAAUAGCGAGGAUGAGAUCAUCUUAGAAGGUGGUGGUGCGAGUGUGAGUGAGUCAUUGAAUGGGGGAGAAAGUGAGAGGGCGAGUGAGGAAGCAAAUGAGAGAGGAAGAGGAGUGAGUGAGGGGGCAAGUGGGGGAGCGAGUGAGGAAGUGAGUGAGGAGGAGUUGGACGUACUGCAUCCGCGGCAUUUUGAGGGGAAGGAAGCACCGGGGGGUUUGGUGUGGUUGACUGGCGAGCAGCAGCGGGUGUUUGGCAAGUGGUUGGAGCAGACACAGCCAGAGAAAGAGGAGACUUUUGAGUCGACCCAGAAGACACAGCCGGAGAAGCAGGAGGGGACUGAGGGGGCGGAGACAGCUGCACAGGAAAAGGAAGGUGUAUUCUCGGGGGGUUCAGAUGCUAGGGAUGGUGAUGUUGCUGCCUCGGAUGUUGCAGUCCCGGGUGUUGCUGCCCCGGGUGUUGCUGCCCCGGGUGUUGCUGCCCCGGGUGUUGCUGCCCCGGGUGUUGCUGCCCCGGGUGUUGCUGCCCUGGGUGUUGCAGCCUCCGUUGUUGCAUCAUUGGGGGAUUCAGAUGCUAGGGAUGGUAGUGUUGCAGCCUUGGACCUUGCAUCCCCGGGCGUUGCAUCCCCGGAUGUUGCAUCCCCGGGCGUUGCAGCACCGGUUGUUGCCGGCCCAGUAGCCACAACCCCCGUUGCUGCAGCCCCAACUGAUAAAUUCCGGCGGUUUCCUGCCGCGAUUGUCGCAGCAGCAGAGGCAGCGGUGGCAGGCUUUGCAGCCGCAGUGCAGAAUGCGAAGCGGGAGGAGGAGGAGAGGCGUGAGGGGUGGUGGAAAUGGGUGAAGGAGGAGUGGAGGAAGAGGACACAAGGGGAGGAGAGACCUUCUUGGAUGGACGAUGACUUCACCUACUCCCUUCUCUCGCGUGCUGAUGCUGCAUCGGAGGAGGGCUUCGAUGAGAUGUUUGGGGGGGAUGGGCAAGGGCAGGAGGAGGGGGAGAGGGAGAGAGAGGAGGGGACGAAGUGGACUGAGAGUGUGGCGAGGGAGACGAGGGAGUGGAUUGAAGCCCGGGAGAGGCAGAGGAGAGGGGGUGGUGCCUUGUCUACUGCUGCUGCUGGUGCUCCAGAUGGUUCUACUGGUACUGCGGGUCUUGCAGGCGAAGGGGAGGGCAGCUCGGAUCAAGAAAGCAGCAGCAGGAGAAGGGAAGAGACAGGGGAGGGUGGAGACUACCAGCCAGAGUCCUCAGUCCAGCAGCAGCUGCAGCCCCAGCAGCAGCAGGAGCAGCAGCAGCAGCAGCAGCAGCAGCAGGAGGGCAACGGCCCGCCAGAGCCGGUGGUGCGCACAGUGGCACUGUAUAAGGUGCGCUCCGCCCAGGCUUUGCUGGUGGAGGUGCAGCACCGAGUGGACCUCACAGACAGUGUGUGGCUCGGCAACAAGGAGCUUGUGGUUCGGUACCAGACCGGAAUCAGGUCAGGCAACGUUUUCUUCACCGAUCUGAACGGCUUCCAGAUGGUCAAAAGGGAGACCCUGUCUCGCAUCCCCAUUCAGGGCAACUUCUACCCCAUGCCCGCCCUCGCCUUCCUGCAAGAUCCCUCUGGCCUUCGCUUCUCCGUGCACACCAGACAGGCAGUGGGCGCUGCUAGUCUCAAGAGUGGCUGGCUCGAGAUGGUGUUAGACAGGCGCUUGAAUCAAGACGACCAGAGGGGUCUCGCCCAGGGAGUGACUGACAACCGGCCGCUGCACUCCCUCUUCCACCUCCUCCUAGAGGCCAACACCUCCUCCCGCCCUGCCCCCUCCCGCUCCUCCUCUGCGCCUCUCAACCCCUCCCUCCUCUCCCACCGCAUUUCCUCCCACCUCAACUACCCGCCCAUUCUUUUCGUCGGGCAGCCCGAAAAUUCCUCGGGUCUGAGCGAACUGGUGGUGCAGGGAGGCUCGGGCAGGGAAACCAGGGCUGGUAGUCAGGGGGGGAAGGGUGGGGAGGGAGAUUGGGGAGCUGGGAGGUGGGAGAAGCAGCAGGGGCGGAACUCAGGUCCGGGAACAGGCUUGGCGGAAGUCUCGGCAGGAGGUCCGGCAGUAGGCUCGGAGGAGGGAGGGGCGAAGUUGGGGGGAUGGAAGUGGGGCUAUGCUCCUCUGUCUGGUCCUCUGCCUUGCGACAUGCACAUCGUGUCCCUCAAAGUGCACCGUCCGAUGCCCAACGCCUCGGCCUCUGCGGAGCCUCCCAUUGCUCUUCUGCUGCAUCGGCAUGGCGUUGACCAUAGCUUCGCUCCUCCUCGCCAGCUGGUUCAUUCGUGCCGCCCCACGCGUGCUUCUGGCGCGGUGUCUCUAGAGCUACUGUUUUCCGACAGGUCGGUGGAGGGGGUGGAGGAGUUUCCCUUAAAUCUAGUUCGGAAGAAUGCCAGCAGUUUGCAAGGGCAUGAAAGUGGUGCCAGGUUGGGAAUCGGGGAAAGUGACACGGAUUCAGGGGAAAGGACGAGCAAGAGCGAGCACAUAGUAGAAUCUAUGGAAAUAAAGGCGUUCAAAUUCUGGUGGAGGAGCAAGCAUUUGGGAUAAUACGUUACGGUAGUAUGUCAGAAGUGUGCAGUUGUGGAAUUUGUAUGAGUGAAUAGUAUUAUGACCGAGCCGAGCUCAGCUUUUAUCCAAGCCUGCCUACGCU